Molecule: messenger RNA, 2254 nt
Organism: Pygocentrus nattereri (red-bellied piranha)
Lineage: Eukaryota; Metazoa; Chordata; Actinopteri; Characiformes; Serrasalmidae
Gene: tmem182a
Product: transmembrane protein 182a
Exons: 5
Coding region: 292-1014 (240 amino acids)
Cellular component (GO): membrane
Source: RefSeq, a predicted model, not a curated record
AUGGCUCCACACAUGAGUGUGCUUUUGAAGCCCUUUCCCCUCUCCUAUACCCAGGCCAGUUUCAUUCUGACACCAGCACUGUGGGAAAGGGACAAGGCUUCAGGACAAGAGAUCCAUAAACACGAGUGAAGAAGACUGUAAGGACAUCAGCACAGCGUGAUAGCAGAAGAACUUUGACACUCAACCAAUCCUAUAGAAACAAACCAAGGACUUUAGUUUACAUAUUUGGAGUAUUGACAUUUUUUCAGGGACUUGUUUAUAGCACAGGAGAAAAAGAGUGGGAUUCCAGCCAUGAAGUUGAGUGUGGCAUUGUUUUUUGCUGGGCUCUUUGGUGCCUUGGCAGCAGUCUUCAUCCUCCUGUCCUUUGGUACAGAUUACUGGCUUUUGGCUUCAGAGACUUGCAAAACGGUUUCUACAGAGAGAGGUGAAUUGGUGGUGAAUGAUACUGCAGAUGCUGGAAACACUUCUGUGUUUUACCAUGAGGGCUUUUUCUGGCGCUGCUCUUUUGGAGGCAGAGUGGAAGAGGACAGCAUGUUGAAGUUCUGGUUUACAAAUCAGCCACACUCCAAAGUCUGCAUCCAUGCCUACCUGUUCCCUUUCCCACUAUCUGAAAAGACCCACAAUGCAACUACCUAUGAUUCUGCUAUUAUCUACAGAGGUUUCUGGAGUGUCUUUGUGUUACUGGGCGUGACUGCAGUCAUACUGGGUGGCUUUAUCAUUAUUUGUGCUGCUCCAUUUGCAAGUUACUGCCUCUACAAGGCAGGUGGUGGACUCUUCCUCAUAUCUGGUUUCUUCCUCCUUGCUGCCACUAUGAUGUUUGUGAUCUGGGUGGAGGUGAUGGAUGUGGUGGGAUCGUAUGUGAUUUACCAAAAGGCUCAUCUUUGUUCAGGCUUUCAGCUGAAUAUCAUCUAUGGCCUCUCAUUCAUGUUUGCUCCAGUGGGCGUGUUCUUCUGCCUGCUGUCCGGCCUGCUCUUCCUCCUGAUUGGUCGGUCAGUGCAGAUGCAUUGCCGCUAAAAACAUAAUGACACAGACACAGGCCAGAUAAAUGAUAUGUUUUUAUGUCCAUAGGUAUGACUUUAUGAUAACGAGAAUGUGCUGUUAAGCUGAAAGGAAAGACCUGGACUGCGUUGCAUCAGUUUUGCAUAAGUUUAUACUUAGUCUGAGCAUAAAAUCUUUAGUCCUCAAUUAACACUAGUUCAUUUCAGCCUAUCCUUUUACUAAAUUUGGUUACACCAAAAAUCCUUACACCGCUCCUAGUAACUAACUAAAGUGUAUGUUGCUUUAACAUGACGACAACACAUUCAGAACCAACAAGCAAACCUGCUGCCAUGGAAACGAACAGCUGCUAUGACUUUUUCCAUGAAAAAAAAAAGAUGUGUACAAGUUAAACUGAAUAAAACAACGAUCUAAAUCAUCAAUUUACCUUAUCUAGUGUCCUAUCUAAUUUGUGUGGUGCAACUAGUUUUGAUUUAGUAACACAUAAGCCUUAACUUGUGUUAAAACUAGCCUAUGUUUGAACUUAUGCAGCUGGUGCAACCAGCCAUUGAUCUUAUUUUUGCAGUAAAGGGCUGAUGGGAUGCUUCUAUUAUAUUUAGUGAGGGUUAGGGAUAAAGGGAUGGAAGGAUGAAGGGAAAUGUAUUUGUGAAGUAUUUGUGAGGAAAACAGGCAAGAGUUGUUUGUGCAACCACUCAAGUGGCUCAGUCUAUGAGCUGAGUACUGUUAUGUUAUUACAUUUUGAGACUAAGUGACUGAAUGAAGAAUGAUUUGGGAUCACAGUGUGUGUGUGUGUUUGUGUGUGUGCCCUCAUAUGUAUGUUUGAAUUCAUGUAAUAUAUUUGUUAUCUUUCUUUUAUCAGUGUGCCUUAUUAUGAGGUCUAUAUUACAAAACAAGUAAUUUGCGUAUUCACAUACAUUUAUUAGUAUGAGCAAUGCCGGACUAAUCUUCAUGAGUGAUUUUUAUUGUAGAAAAAAUGUUUUUGCAGAUUUAACAUGAAUCAUUUAUUGUCGUGCAUGUACCUCUUCACAAAAUGUUAUUUUAUACCAGCUUUGAAUGGUUAUGAUACGUAUUAAAUGACUUGUGUGUCAUAAACAUAACAUAUUAUUUACAUGUUCUUAGUUUUCUUACGUACUGCAAGUUCUCAUGAAUGACUGUAGCUUUUCAAAACGUGCUUACAAUUAGUCUCUACUUUGUAAAUAUUAAUCUUGCUUUAAAAAGUGAUGUUUUAAAUUUUAAUUAAUAAACUAUGAAAUAAAAA